Ixodes scapularis (black-legged tick) is the source of this 722-nucleotide messenger RNA. RefSeq names its product putative nuclease HARBI1. The record is from RefSeq and is a predicted model, not a curated record. Bases 1 to 603 code for a protein of 200 amino acids. The transcript is spliced from 3 exons. Lineage: Eukaryota; Metazoa; Arthropoda; Arachnida; Ixodida; Ixodidae.
AUGUCAACCAGAGAGACACCACCAGAUUCUAUGUAUUAUUCAAUCUACUUGCAGGCUGUCACCGGUCCGCAGCUUCAGUUUUUUGAUGUCGUGGCAAGCUGGCCCGGGUCUGUCCACGACAGCCGCAUCUUUGACAAUUCGAGGCUGCGGGUCAUGUACGAGGAGCACCGGCUGCCCGGGCAUCUGCUGGGAGACAUGGGCUAUGCAUGCUUCCGCUUUCUAAUGACUCCCCUUGCACAGCCCGUUAGAGCAGACACACCACGGGGCAGGUACAACAAGGCCCACAUAAAAACGCGAAACACUGUCGAAAGGGCGUUUGGAGUUUGGAAGCGGCGCUUCCCUUGCUUGGAUAUGCGGCUCCAGCAUAAGCCUGGUCGCUCUGCCAGCAUUGUGACGGCCUGUGCUGCCCUGCACAACCUGGCAUGCCUGAGGAGGGAGCCGCAGCCUCCACCGCCUCCACCUCCACCAGUCAGGCGCAGGGUCCGCAACAACAGGAGGAGGGCCAGGCGACCGGUACACCUGCCCCCCGUUGAUGCCGUGGAGGACACCCUGACGGGCAUCCAGACUCGAGAGAUCAUCAUUGAGAAAAACUUCACUUAUUAGAGGCUGUUGUCAUGGUGCCACUGCAGCAGGCAGAGAUGGAGGGCAUGCUCCUGCCCUGAGAGAGCCAACCUUCUUCCCCUGGCGACUUUUCUAGGAACACCAUUAACCAUUUGGCCUUU